Messenger RNA from Ostrinia nubilalis (European corn borer), 1427 nucleotides. RefSeq names its product THAP domain-containing protein 1-like. The record is from RefSeq and is a predicted model, not a curated record. Gene Ontology annotation, molecular function: sequence-specific DNA binding. The coding region runs from base 114 to 1061 and encodes 315 amino acids. NCBI's taxonomy places the organism in Eukaryota, Metazoa, Arthropoda, Insecta, Lepidoptera, Crambidae. The transcript has 6 exons.
ACAUUUUUUUUUGUCUCCGCUUGCGUAUCGGAUUUUUAUGUUUGCCACCAUUUGCUUUGGUGGCAGACAAUUGCGUGGUGUUUUGAUGUUUUUCAUCAAUUUAUAGUGAUUUCAUGUCAAAUAAAACAAUCAGAACAUUGUUCUACACAGUAUUUUGUGUGAUUUCGUUUGCAGUAAUGGUGAAUUGUUGUAUAAUUGGUUGUAAAAGCCGUAGUGAACGAAAAGAACCAAACAUAACCUUUCAUCGAUUCCCGAAUGAACCAAGUUUAAGAAAUAAAUGGACGGAGUGUACGGGCCGAGUACAUUGGCAUCCAAGUCAACAUUCUCGAAUAUGUUCCAGACAUUUUGAAUCCAGAUGCUUUCAGGCUAAGAAAAAAGGCAUAUUUUUAAGGCAGUCUGCAAAACCUACACUUUUCAUUCAUGAUACUGUACCUCAACAUGAUCAACCAGGUUCAUCCAAAAAACCUUUGGAAAUAGAGAUACAAGCAUUUGAGUCUUUGCCCAUUGUUACGUCCGUGACGACUACAAUUUUACCACCUGAAGACAUUGCUAUGGAGAUAGAAAUAGAAAACACAAUGCCCGAUGCUGCAUCCAUGACAGAUGACGUGUCAGUUUUACCACCUGAAGUUGCUAUGGAAAUAGAAAUAGAAAAAAACAUGACUCCAAAGAUAACUCCUCGUAAGAAAAAAUUAAUUAAGAAAUUGGAAAAAACAACAGCUGUUGGAGAAAAAAGAAAGAAGAAAUUAGCAGCUUUGCGAUCCAAAACCUGGCGUUUGCAGAAGAAAACGGCUGAAAUGUGUACAGUCAUACAGGAAUUAAAAACGCGUUCAUUGAUUAAUCAAGAGAGUGCAGAUUUAUUGUCUUCAAUAGAUGUUGUAAAUAGAGAUUUCUUGAAAAAGUUCUUAUGUAAAGAUAGUACUGCCAGAAAGUAUACUCCAGAGCUGCGGAAAUUCGCUUUAACUCUCCAUUAUAUAAGUCCAAAAGCUUACAAUUUUGUUGGAACAGUUCAACACCUGUUUGCCCCAUACGCGUACAUUGUCGCGAUGGUACCAGUGCGUUGAUGGGGAUCCUGGUUUUUCAUCUGAGUCUAUUAAAGCGGUAAAAAUAUUACAUGAAAUAAAUAAAAAUAAAAACCCGUUACAUAAAACUUUAUGUGCCUUAAGCUUUGAUGAGAUGGCAAUUAGGAAAGGGGUUAAUUUUGAUGGAAAUAACUGCAUAGGUUUUGUAAAUUUCGGGAAUGGAGUUGUAAGCGAUAAUGACCAGCUAGCCAAAGAUGCACUAGUUUUCAUGCUUACAUGCAUGAACGGAUCAUGGAAGAUACCAUUAGGAUAUUUUUUGAUAAACGGUAUAAGUGCUGAACAGAAAGCAGGUUUAAUAAAAGUUUGCAUUGAGACAUUAAGUCAAGACUGUGGGGUUGAUAAGUAACU